Adineta ricciae is the source of this 444-nucleotide messenger RNA. Lineage: Eukaryota; Metazoa; Rotifera; Eurotatoria; Adinetida; Adinetidae. The record is from the annotation of a GenBank genome assembly.
AUGAUUUAUGAUAAUUCGACUUGGAAUUCUCAUCCAAUUUAUUCCAAAGCGAUUUGGAUUCGUGUUGAAAAUCAAAAACGUUUUUGGUUCAUCAAAAGAUUUCUUUCUCGUCAUUUAAUCGAAUCUUAUCGUUUCAUUUGGAUUCUCGAUGAAGAUGUUCAAUUUGAUUUCCAUCCUUUAACAUACGAAUGUGUUGUAAAUCAUUAUCAAAUUCUUUCGGAGAUGUGUUUCAAAAAUAUUUCAUCAAAGAAGAUUUGUGCCAUUUUAGAUUCAUUCUCCAUGAAUCAUCUUUCACAAGGAAUCAAUACGGUUGAUGUCGGAAAUCGAGAAUUACCCGCUUAUCAGGGAUUUUAUCAGAAAUAUAAAACAAAAAAACAAAGUUUUGGAGCAAUUGAUCAACAUUCAUCAAUUUUAUAUUCGUGUACAAAUCAAUCGAUGACGUGA